Messenger RNA from Malassezia pachydermatis, 888 nucleotides. RefSeq lists its product as hypothetical. The transcript has 5 exons. The record is from RefSeq and is a predicted model, not a curated record. The coding region runs from base 1 to 888 and encodes 295 amino acids. NCBI's taxonomy places the organism in Eukaryota, Fungi, Basidiomycota, Malasseziomycetes, Malasseziales, Malasseziaceae.
AUGUCUGCUACCUACGCUAUAUACACUUCGCCCAACCAUGCACCGGUCGCAUACCAUUUGCCUACAUUGAUCGUGACUCCGUUUGGACAACCCCAGCAUAUCUUGUAUUCGUAUGUGCAUACGAACUACAACAACGAGACCUACUUGCUCACACCAUCCAUGAUGGGAGAACUCUGUGUGGCCAAGACUGUUCCACCUCCAGGAUCCCGUCGCCUUGGUGGCCCACCUGCGCUUGUGACUAAGGAGCGUUCGGUGUUUUGCGAAGCAUCGCGCAACUUGAAAUGGACGAUCACCAAUACAGGAAUCAAUGCUCCUGUUUACAAACUGACGCUACCAAACCCAGACAUGCCUGGAAAUGAUCAGCCUCUCUUCCAGAUCUCAAAGCCCAACCCAAAUGAUAUGUGGUGGACGAUGUUCUACUUCACUUACGGUGGACAUUUGAUCCCCCCGAAGCGCGUCGAGUUCGGCCGUAUUCAGAAGAAUGCGACUGCUGGUAAUGGUGGUGGAUCGGGUACGCGCGUGACCAUUUCUGGACGUACGCCGGAAGAAAAAGCAGUUUGGCAAACUCUGGGUGAAGGCAAUGAGGAUAUGGUGGAAUGGAUUGUGCUCUGUGCUGCCUUGAAUUUGAUUGACGAGGAAAUCGUCAAAGCUGCCAGCCGCCCUGCAGAGCAGCAGCAACAACAACAACAGUACCGUCAGUCAGCAGCCAUGGCGGAUCCAUCCACAUCGCGUCCAAGUCAUGGCACAGCGGUACCUACAAAAGUUACGCCUUCUGCCAUGCCAAGCCACGUUCCUGGAGCUCGGAACCGCAAUGUAUCCAAGCCAGAGGCAGCCAGUACGAUCAAAGGCAAGGGAGGUGCGAUGCGAUUCUUGAAUCUGAAGAAGUAA